Molecule: messenger RNA, 1610 nt
Organism: Protopterus annectens (West African lungfish)
Lineage: Eukaryota; Metazoa; Chordata; Ceratodontiformes; Protopteridae
Gene: ARL14EPL
Product: ADP ribosylation factor like GTPase 14 effector protein like
Exons: 4
Coding region: 133-714 (193 amino acids)
Cellular component (GO): intracellular membrane-bounded organelle
Source: RefSeq, a predicted model, not a curated record
ACUGUAGUCCCAAAGGCAUUACAAACUUUGUGAGAUUCCUUGCUUGUUUGUCACUAUCUCCAGACUUAAAUUCUGUCUUAAUUGCCUGUGCAAGCAACCUUUGUGCUGUCAUAUGCUAGAGACUUGACACUAAUGUUUUGUCAAUGGGGGCCACCUUGUUUUGACUUGAGCCCAAGCUUUCAUACUGCGUGUUGGGGUGCUGUUCAAAUAUUCGCAGUUACGGAUCAUUCUACCAUCCUCAGAAUGACAGAACUAUCACACGUACAAAGAGUAUCGACUUUAGAAGGAUCCGGAGGAAGAAAAGAUGCAAGACUUGUGUCUCGUACAGCAAAGGAGAUUGCUGCAGCCCAAAAAGUGAUGCAAAUGGAAAGACAGCUAAAAUGCUUGGAGUUUCAGAACCCAGGACCUCAACUGGCAGAAUUUAACCCUGAAACCAGGGAGCAGCAGAAGAAAGCUCGUAUGUCUAACAUGAACCAGUUCUUCACAGCAAACAAGACUGGAAGGAAGAAAUACGACAAAAAAGGCAGACUUCUGAGUAAUGGUGCAAACUUGUGUGAUUGUCUUGAUGAGUUGUGCCACGGCUGUUUUCUUCCAUGUCCCAAAUGCAAUUCAAAAAUGUGUGGGCCAAAAUGUCGUUGUAAUAGAACCUGGGUCUAUGAACAGAUAGAAACAGAAUGCAGCACUUCUAUUAAUUCGUUUCCUUUUGAUGAAUGAAUGUUACUGUAAUGUGUGAAUUAACAUAGUAGUCUAACGUAAUUCUGCAGAAUUGUUCAGAAUAAAUGUUUGCGUUUAUUUUUUUAUUUCAUGUGUAUUUACAAUUGACCACAUGACCUAAAGUUUAUUUUUUCAUAGUGUGAGUUAAGUACUUCACAUGUAACUAAAGAUGCAAGUAAACAUUUUUUUUUGUAAUGGGCUCCAAGCAUUGAAAGUGCCUAUCCUUACCAUGACAUGUUGACUUGCCUGUUCUAUAGUUUGGGUAGUUUAGAAUGUUGAAGAUUUUGAGCCACUCUGUUGCAUUUGUUAGUGUGUACAGCACUUCAUGUAAGUUGUCAAUGUGUGUACUAUAAUGUAUCUUUUAAGUUUAAAUUGCUUAAAGCACAUUAAUAUGUAAUUGGAUAUAUUUUAUUUUGUUUUAAUUUACCUGGCUGCGUUUUGUGAAACCACAGUAUAUAAUUUUUACAUUUCAUAUUGAUGAAUAGGAGACCACUGAUACCAGGUCAAAUUAUUCCCAUUAUUUUAGUUGCUAAAUCACAUAUACAGUUUUAUGUAUAAAAUUGUGCAUUGUAAUUGACAAUAAGCAAGAAGAGUGCACACCUGGGCCUGCAUCAGUUGCUUGUAUAUUCUGUUUUCUCUCUAAUCAGUGAAACUGUGAACUCCUUUACAGUUGUUGGUUGAACCCAGCAAGGUCUAAUAGAAAAUGGAGGAUAUUAAAAGGAGUUUACCUCCUGUAUAUUCCUGUAUAGUUUAUUCAAAAUGUUCAUAUUUUCUUUAUUUUUAAUGUUAACUUAAGUGAACUGCUCCGUUAUUUGAAUAAACAUGUAAUAAUAUGCAGGGUACCAUGUAUACACAAUGUUCUGAGAGUUUCAAUAAAAAUUGUUCGGUAAACCUCA